GAGGAGGAUUGUGCUCACAUCUCAUCCAGUCGAAGAUGGCAAACCUUGUGACGUCGUUGUGCUGUGUAGUCCUGGCUGCGGUGGUGGUGGCCUACGCUCAGAAACGCAGUCAGCUGGUCGGGAGGAUCCAGUAUGAGCGCAUGGGCAGCGACGUCACCAUGCAGUGCGGCUCCCUGGACAACGACGCCUCAGUGUCAUGGAAAGUAAACGGGACGGACAUUAAGGCACGGCACCGCCUAGAAGGUCCCAGACUGCUGCUGACCCAAGUGGACCUGGGCCACAACGGACUCUACAGCUGCUUCCAGAACCCACACGGAGAGAGACGCGACACCAUCAACCUCCGCAUCGGCACGGCCCCCAGGGAACCCACAGUCACCUGUCGGUCGAACACCUACCCAAAAGGUUUCUACUGCAGCUGGCACCAGCAGCACUCCACGUACAUCCCGACUGAGUUCGAAGUUGACGUACACCAUAACCAGCGUGCCUUGGAGGUGCAGAGAGACCCGGUCCAUAAGAACCGCUGUCAUGUACGUUUUCCUGAGGUCUUCUCCAGCUUCCCCUACAGGGUUAACGUCACAGCCAUCAACGAUCUGGGAAGAGCUUCAGCCGCCAUCUCCUUCGAAGAGUCCAAUAUAGUCAAACCGGACCCCCCUGAGCGUGUGGUGGCGACCCCGAUCCCUAACAACGUCCGAAGGCUGGAGGUAACCUGGAACAGCCCUUCUACCUGGCCUGAUGUAGACAACUUCCCUCUGAAAUACUUCCUUCGAUACCGGCCACUCAUCCGAGACCAAUGGCAACAUGUGGAGCUUUCUGAUAGCACCUCCCACACCAUCACUGAUGCCUAUGCUGGGAAGGAGUACAUAAUUCAGGUGGCUGCCAAGGACACAGAGAUCGGCACAUGGAGCGACUGGAGCGUUGCUGUCCACGCUACGCCCUGGAUUGAAGAGCCCAAGCAGAUCACCUCCACCACUGAAGCGGACCCUGUUAUCGAGACUAAGCCCUCCCCUGCACCUGCCUCCGUCGAGCCACAUUUGGGUGAGGCCCCGGCGGGCGGAGCUAACAGGCCCCUCUCCAUUUCAUCCACUUUGGUGCUGGGAGUGCUGCUGCUGCUGUUUAUGUGAUGUAAAUGUCUCAUUCCCAAGGGAGAGGAAGAGGAGUAGGAGGAGGAAGAGGAAGAGGAAGAGGAGGCUGUUCUUGUUUCUAUUUUGCACAUGUUUCAAGGAUACAGUGCAUUUAUCAUUACUGUCCAUCACAGUUACUCACUAAAAUUACUUAGAAAUAAAAUCAGACAAUGAUAAUGCGCUUUCAGCAUUUUUUGGUUAAAGGUGAACAUGAGAUUCUUCAGAGGAACUUUGCAGAACACGAAAGCGGCAUCAACAAGUACAGCCACGACAGCAGCAACAGCAGCAGCAGCAAAAGCAACGACAUCUACAGCAGCAGCAGUCUUAUAGCACCCCCCGGUGGCGCAAAUGGGCCACAGCAGACUGAUUUGUGUGGCAGACAACAGUUUGGUUUGGGAAUCGUUUCUUCAGAACAAGCAAAUCAACUCCUCCAGUGACAAAAGAA
Myripristis murdjan (pinecone soldierfish) is the source of this 1566-nucleotide messenger RNA. It is a transcript of the gene cntfr, whose product is annotated as ciliary neurotrophic factor receptor. Lineage: Eukaryota; Metazoa; Chordata; Actinopteri; Holocentriformes; Holocentridae. Gene Ontology annotation, molecular function: protein binding; cytokine receptor activity. The record is from RefSeq and is a predicted model, not a curated record. Gene Ontology annotation, cellular component: membrane. Bases 36 to 1121 code for a protein of 361 amino acids. The transcript has 10 exons.